CUUCACUGUGAUAUAACGUAUAGUCAAAACACGCAACACACCAUUUGUUAUGGCUGCUGAAGCAGCAGAACAAACAGAGAAGCCGGCUGUACAAAGUUAUUAUAAUGGCGAUCUCACAAUAGAAUUAAACACUUCAGAUUUGAAUAAAUCUAGUGUGACGCCAUCAAAGGAAGAAAUUUAUAAACUAGGAUUUUCUCUUAACGAUCUUUACAAGUUAUCACUUCUAUUUUAUAAGAAAGAUGCUGACACAUUGUUAAUACCGUAUGCUGAUAAAGUUCAACUUGUUGCACUAUGGAAGCAGGUAACUUGUGGAAAAUUUGAUGAAUCAAAAAGUCCAGAUAUAGGAUACUUUGAUGUUAUUGGGAAUGAUAGGAAAAAAGCCUGGGAAGGUUUAGGAGAUUUAUCUGUAGAUGAUGCAAAGAAAAGUUUUAUAUCAAUUCUGGAGAGUAAAACAGCAAAUUUUAUACCUUUUAUUGAAAUGAAAAAACGUGAAAUAGAAGUUGAAAUAGAGAAAAAACGUUUAGAGAGAGAAGAACGUGCAAAAAAGGAAGAAGAAAUAAGAAGAAGGAAUGAAGAAGAAGAGAGAAUUAGGAAAGAAGAAGCAGAAAGAAUUAAACUAGCACUGCAAGCAGAAAAACUGGCUAUUGAAGAAAAAAAAAAAAAAGAAGAAGAAGAAGCGUUAGAAAAAAAUCAGUUAUUGGAAUCGUCACCAAAGUUUCUAUCUUCUAAAAUUGUUGGGAAUUCUACAGGGAAAUCAAUGGCCCAGGCAUCACUGUGGACGAGACCAAAAUUACAAGAAUUUAUUACUCAUGUUAAACGUGAUGCAAACAGUGUUUUAGUUAUUGGCAGAGGAGAAACUGUUACUAUUAGAGUCCCAACACAUGAAAAUGGUUCAUGUUUGUUUUGGGAAUUUGCUACUGAAUUUUAUGACAUUGGUUUUGGAGUUUAUUUUGAAUGGACAUCAGGUGACAACUAUACUGCAGAAGAAACAUUAAAGAAACACUUAGUUGUGCAUGAAAAUGAAAAUAACGAUGAGGUCAUUUUAAAAGCAAGUACUGAUGAAGUUUUACCAGUUUUGCGUAGGAAUUCUCACGAGGAAGUAAUUGUUGGUUCGCAUCUUUAUCCCGGACAAGGAAUUUACUUACUUAAAUUUGACAAUUCUUAUUCUUUAUUACGGUCUAAAUCAUUAUACUAUAGAGUUUAUUAUACAAAAUAAUUUUUUAUAAGAAAGAAUCUUUAAAUUUAUAUAAUAAACAUUCAUGGGCAUGGAUGUUAUAUAUUGUAUUAUAUAGUGUAUGUGAAUAUGUCUAUAUAAGUAUGUUUGUGUGAAUGUGUCUAUAUAAGUAUGGUGCAUGGCAACGUAAAUGUAAUAAAAAAUGAGUUCUGAUUCAUCAGGCAAAAAAAUCAGAAUUCAGAAGAUUCAGAAUUUUUUUCCAACUCAGUUAUCUGUUUCAUAUGAAGUUUAAAACCGUAAAACAUAAAUAUAAAAUGUCUAGCCAGGAAAUUAGAAUGUAAUAGUUAUACUAUGAAAUAGUCAGUUUAUUUUAUCUAGUACGGUCAUGCACCUUAAUAUAUAAUUAGUUUGUGUGUGUAUAUUAUUUCAAUGUUAUAUCUUGUAUGUUUUUUUAUAAUAAAACUAUAAUGCAUAACAAUUGCUUACUAGGCUUUUUUAAAACUAAAAAAACUAGUGCAUAGCUACUGUUUAUGCUUUAUACUUUGAAUAUAUAUAAAAUAUAAAUAUCUCUUAAUAUAUAUAUAUAUAUAUAUAUAUAUAUAUAUAUAUAUAUAUAUAUAUAUAUAUAUAUAUAUAUAUAUAUAUAUAUAUAUAUAUAUAUAUAUAUAUAUAUAUAUAUAUAUAUUCAGGGUAAGUUAUAUUUUUUUAAGUUGGGAAGAGUUGUAACAUUUGCUGACAAUUGUUCUUUCACGUACUCAUUCAGGAAAGUAUAAACUUUUUCAGUUUAAUUUUUUUAACAACCCCAACUUAAAAUGUUAAAUUUACUGGUUGCCUAAUAUUGCCACAAGUAUUUUAAGAGUGCAAUGUAGGUUCUUUUUAUAUAUAUAUAUAUUUUUAGUUAAUAUUAGGGCACAUAAAAUUUUGAGUUUCAUUUAAAAAGUUUAUACUUGCCUUAUUCGCUACAUUAAAAAGCAUCUUUUAAAUCAUGUUAGUAAAAAAAUUUUUAAACCUGUUAGUGUGUGUGUGUAUGUGUAUAUAUAUAUAUAUAUAUAUAUAUAUAUAUAUAUAUAUAUAUAUAUAUAUAUAUAUAUAUAUAUAUAUAUAUAUAUAUAUAUAUAUAUAUAUAUGCAUUAUUGAUAUAUUUUGUAUAUUUAUAAAAAUUUGCCUAUUUAUUUGCACUCAAAAUUGCAAGUAUCUUGAAAAUAAACUAAUUUUUCUAAUUUAUCUGUCGUUCUAAUCAAAUAAUUAAUAUGUUUUAUAGUUGUUUUUUUUUUGUUGUUUUUUAAUAGCUGUUUUGAGUUCCAAUUAAUAUGAAAUGUUAAAAUUUUAACUAUUCUUAACUGAAAAUUUGUUUAAUUUAUUGUUUUUAUCUGUUUUCUUAAUCAUAUUAGAGUUGAAAAAAUGUUUGUUUGA
Hydra vulgaris (swiftwater hydra) is the source of this 2587-nucleotide messenger RNA. RefSeq names its product Golgi resident protein GCP60. NCBI's taxonomy places the organism in Eukaryota, Metazoa, Cnidaria, Hydrozoa, Anthoathecata, Hydridae. Gene Ontology annotation, cellular component: Golgi membrane. The record is from RefSeq and is a predicted model, not a curated record. Gene Ontology annotation, molecular function: fatty-acyl-CoA binding.